This is a messenger RNA of Acanthosepion pharaonis, 1119 nucleotides long. The record is from the annotation of a GenBank genome assembly. NCBI's taxonomy places the organism in Eukaryota, Metazoa, Mollusca, Cephalopoda, Sepiida, Sepiidae.
AUGAAUUUUUUAUUGGGAAAGUCUGAAGUGAAUCUUUUCUUUCUGUCGUUCUUCAAAUUUCUUUCUGUCGAAAGUAAAUUUUCAACUUUUCUUUUCUGUCGUCUUUUUGCCAACAACACCUUUCUUUCUGUCGCUGUUUAUCUCUUUUCCCGUUUCUCUUUUUCUUUCACCUUUAAAAGAUUGCAUUUUUCUUUCUGUCGUUUAUAUCUUUUCCUUUCUCUCGCCUUUAUAAGAUUGCUUUUUUUUUUCUGUAAGGAGUUUCUAUUCCCUCUUCAGCCUUUAUUCUGUCGCAUUGACCUUUUCUGUCGACAUCUAUUUUUCUUUCUGUCGUUCCCCCCAUCUUUUAUUUUUCUUGUCGUUGACCUCUUUUUCUUUCUGUCGACAUCUUUUCCUCUUUUUUUCAUUUCUCUUCAUCCCCUGAGAGUUUUUCUUUUCAAUGGUGUCGCUUCAUUCGCCCAUCUUUUCUUUCUUUCUGUCGUUCACCCGUCUUUUCUUUUCUUUCUCUUGUUCACCCGUCUUUUCUUUUUUCUUUCUGUCGUUUCCCCAUCUUUUUUUUUUUCUGUCGCUCCCAUCUUUUUCUUUCUGUCGUUCCCCCCUUUUUCUUUCUGUCGUUCCCCGCUUUUUUCUUUUUCGUUCCCCCAUCUUUUCUUUCUGUCGUUCCCCCGUCUUUUCUUUUCUUUCUGUCGUUCCCCCGUCUUUUCUUUUCUUUCUGUCGUUCCCCGUCUUUUCUUUUCUUUCUGUCGUUCCCCCGUCUUUUCUUUCUGUCGUUCCCCCAUCUUUUCUUUCUGUCGUUCCCCCAUCUUUUCUUUCUGUCGUUCCCCCAUCUUUUCUUUCUGUCGUUCCCCCGUCUUUUUUCUUUUCUUUCUGUCUCCCCAUCUUUUCUUUUCUUUCUGUCGUUCCCCAUCUUUUUUUUUUCUUUCUGUCGCCCAUCUUUUCUUUUCUUUCUGUCGUUUCCCAUCUUUUCUUUUUUCUUUCUGUCGCUCCCCCAUCUUUUCUUUUCUUUCUGUCGCUCCCCCAUCUUUUCUUUUCUUUCUGUCGCUCCCCCAUCUUUUCUUUUCUUUCUGUCGCUCCCCCAUCUUUUCUUUUCUUUCUUUCUUUCAUUCAUUUGCCCAUCCAUAA